Molecule: messenger RNA, 1967 nt
Organism: Diaporthe batatas
Lineage: Eukaryota; Fungi; Ascomycota; Sordariomycetes; Diaporthales; Diaporthaceae
Exons: 1
Coding region: 51-1967 (638 amino acids)
Source: RefSeq, a predicted model, not a curated record
GCACAGCCUCUGGCUUCACGUCGAAGUCCGUCCCUCACGAGUGAAGCACAAUGUGGUCUACCCUCCUCAGCUUGGCCGCCGCUGGUCAUGCUUCCGCGUCCAUCGUGGACAGAGGACGGGUUGUCGAGCUUGGAGGACUGUCAUACUACACUGGUGGCAUCCCGAUUGCCCGGGUUGAUGUCAACGACACCCGAGCAGGGCUCGCCAGCAUUCGCCAAGACUUGCUUCCCCUGACCGUCAUCGAGACACCAUCAAAGGACAUCAGCGCUGAGGAUAUCGUCAAUAUCACUGCUCAGUAUGAUGAGCUGGACGACGUGUUCCAGCCGGCCUUCCUCCAGGCGGUGUACCUUCAAAUCACUGGCGACAAAGCAGGAUCUCACAUUGACGCCCAGUCCAUCAAAUCGAGUUUAAACCACUUCGACGUUGAGCUUGUGAUCACCCCUGGCACGAUCACCCCAGCAAUCCCAAAGGGCCCUUACUUUGUCUCGCCUUUCACCGGGGAAGUCUACAAAGCUUACAGACUCUACGGUGACGACAACCUUGCCUUUAUACAAGGCGUAAUCAGCGAUGGGCAUGGCGGCUACACGUCGCUUCCAGCUGUGACGGAGAACGUCAUGGCCAAGAGUAUCGCUGUGCCAUCAAGGCUAUACUACACGCCCACUAAGGAGCAGCCCCUUGCUGGUCUUCGCUUUGGCGUCAAGGACAUCUUUCACGUAAAGGGCCUCGCCACCAGCGCCGGAAAUCGAGCAUAUUUCUACCACUAUGGUACACAGAACAACACCGCCCCGGCCGUGCAGCGCCUCAUCGACCUCGGGGCCGUCCUCGUCGGCAAGAUGGGCACCGUUCAGUUCGCGAACGGUGACAGACCUACUGCGGACUGGGUGGACCUCCACGCCCCCUUCAAUCCUCGGGGUGACGGCUACAGCGACCCCAGUGGUUCCUCAACUGGGCCUGGCGCCGGAAUGGGUGCAUACGAGUGGUUGGAUCUUUCCAUGGGCAGUGACACUGGUGGUUCGAUGCGGGGGCCCGCCGGGGCACAGGGCAUUUUUGGCAACAGACCGUCGACUGGUGCUAUCUCACUGGAACAUGUCAUUCCUCUGAGCCCUGUAUCGGAUACAGCUGGCAUCUUUUCCCGUAGCGGAAGUCUCUGGGCACAGGCGACGAAGGCAUACUACCCAAAUCUGCAGUCCAACUGGACCAGCCUCCCGAGCACUCUCUACAGCUCGCCCUCUCUGUCCGACCUAGCGGCAUUGGCUGAAGUGGCCCCCAGCGACACCAUAACGAUGGUACAAACCUUUAUCCAGAAACUAGGCGACCUUCUCGGCACCGAAGCCCUCCCGGGGAACUACUCCCAGCUAUGGUCCGAAACCCGCGGCGACUCCCCGGCCGUGGACGAGAUGCUGAACCUGACCUACGCCGUCUUCAUAUCACACGACCAGUGGAAGCUCCUCGGGAAGCCCUUCUUCGACGACUACGCCGCGAGCAACGGCGGCCGGCAGCCCUACAUCAACCCGGGCCCCUUGUCCCGCUGGAGGUGGGGCCAGACCUACGCCACCGACGAGGUCUACGCCGAGGCCCUGCGCAACAUCUCCACCUUCAAGGAGUGGUACGAGACCGACGGCUACGGCCGCCGCGACCCGGAGUCCUGCUCCGAGAGCGUAUACACGUACCUGUUCCGGACCGGGGACCCCGAGUACCGGGACGAGUACCUCGACGCGCCUACGACGCCCCCACUUGGCAUGGGCGACUCGCGUGUGGCGGUCAUUGCUGGGACCCCUGAGGUGGUUGUCCCGAUUGGCGAGGUACCUUACAACAGCACAAAGUCCAUGCAUGUUGAGUAUCUUCCCGUGUCGAUGGCGGUGAGGGUGGCUAGGGGUUGCGACCAUGUCCUUGCGAGCUUGGUGGCUAAGAUGGAGGAAGAAGGGAUUGUACGGCCCGUUGCUACUGGCCCGAGGUUGUAUCCUUAG